CAAAGUGUACCCGGAAGUGUAGUUCCCUGUUUCCUCACUGGCUCUUGAAGGUAAGCAUGGCGGCCGCUACGACAACACCAGCGGAUCCGGCACCGAAGGCGUCUCCUGAACCUGUGCCGUUCGACUUUCAGCCGCCGGUCAUUGAAGGCUUCGACCCUUCGCCGAGGGUCAAAGAUGAGACCUCAAAAGAAAAAUUCCUGAGAAAAACCAAGGAGAACCCAUUCGUCCCCAUAGGUUGUUUAGGAACAGCAGGAGCACUGAUCUACGGUCUCCGUGCCUUCCAUCAAGGGAAAACCAAACAGUCCCAGAUGCUGAUGCGGGGACGUAUCUUCGCCCAGGGUUUCACUGUUUGUGCCCUUAUUUUUGGAGUUUUCGCCACAGCUCUGAAAUCCAAGCAAUGAAGAUGGACCACUCCCUCUACCCUGAGUCAGACCAGCCCGACUUGGAAGCGGACUGAUCUGUCUGAAUGAACUGAAUAAUGUAUCAUGUACUCCAUUGUUCAGAUACCUCUGUAAAGUCCAGCACUAUUUAUUGUUGUUUGAAAACUGUGAAUGGCUCACGGUGGUAUAUUUUGCAACAACAAAGUAUAAUCGGCUCCUCAUCACACCAAGUAACCAGGCUGGAUUUUACUGAUUAUGUGCUAAAAUAAUACUGAGGCAAAAUGCUGAUGAACAUAAAUGAUGUGUUCCUUGUUUCUUCCUGUGGCUCACGUUUCAAAUGUUCCCAUGUGUUGCCACUGAAAUGUUCCAUGUAACACCUGAAUGUUUUCUGAUAUAAAUUUUAAGUUGAACCUCAUGUCUUGUGUGUAUUUGAGAUAAAGAAUCAUGCUCA
Acanthopagrus latus (yellowfin seabream) is the source of this 831-nucleotide messenger RNA. RefSeq names its product HIG1 hypoxia inducible domain family, member 2A (gene higd2a). NCBI's taxonomy places the organism in Eukaryota, Metazoa, Chordata, Actinopteri, Spariformes, Sparidae. Gene Ontology annotation, biological process: mitochondrial respirasome assembly. The record is from RefSeq and is a predicted model, not a curated record. The coding region runs from base 57 to 401 and encodes 114 amino acids. The transcript has 2 exons. Gene Ontology annotation, cellular component: mitochondrion.